Molecule: messenger RNA, 1333 nt
Organism: Chenopodium quinoa (quinoa)
Lineage: Eukaryota; Viridiplantae; Streptophyta; Magnoliopsida; Caryophyllales; Amaranthaceae
Product: single-stranded DNA-binding protein WHY1, chloroplastic-like
Exons: 7
Coding region: 108-950 (280 amino acids)
Biological process (GO): regulation of DNA-templated transcription; defense response
Molecular function (GO): single-stranded DNA binding
Source: RefSeq, a predicted model, not a curated record
UUACCUCGUUGUGCUAAGGCUAAAAAGUCCAUUGUGAAGGAAGUAGUGAAGUCAAAUAAGAAAUUACACAUUUUGAUUUUGGGAGAAACCCAGAAAUUGAACAAAAAAUGGUGCAGCAACUCCUAUCUUCUUCUUCUUCAAACUUCUCCAUUGGAGCUCAGUUUCAAAACCAUGGACCAACUUCUCUCCCUUACCUUUCUCUCUCCUCUCAUAACUCCAUUAUCACUAAUACUGCCCAAUUCAAGCUUCCCAGAAAUUGGGUAUCCCAUGUUUCCUCAUCAAAGCUCUCACUUUCUGUAAAAUGUCGUCAGUCUUCAGAAUACUUUGAUAAGUCUCCUCCUAGAUUUUCUCCCUCUUACUCACCAAAUCCUUCAACCACUUCUUCAGGUUUUCCACCUAAGGUUUUUGUGGGGCAUUCCAUAUAUAAAGGGAAAGCUGCGCUUACCGUGGAGCCGAAAGCUCCAGAGUUUGUGCCGUUGGAUUCAGGCGCAUUUAAAGUUUCGAGGGAGGGUUACGUGCUGCUUCAAUUUGCUCCUGCUGCUGGUGUUCGUCAGUAUGAUUGGAGCAGAAAGCAGGUAUUCUCUCUUUCAGUGACUGAAAUUGGAAGUCUAGUGAGCCUUGGUGCAAAGGAGUCUUGUGAAUUUUUUCAUGACCCAAACAAAGGAAAAAGUGAUGAAGGCAAAGUAAGGAAAGUAUUAAAAGUAGAGCCCCUUCCAGAUGGCUCUGGCUACUUUUUUAAUCUAAGUGUUCAAAACAAGCUUUUGAACUUGGACGAGAAUGUGUAUAUACCCAUCUCUAAAGCAGAGUUUGCAGUUCUUGUAACGGCAUUCAAUUUUGUCUUGCCAUACCUUUUAGGUUGGAAUGUCUUUGCCGAUAACAUAAAACCAGACGACAGCAACCGCAUCAACAGCUCAAACACAAGAACGGGGGAUUAUGAAUGGAAUAGAUAGUUUUCUUCAUGUUUGAAGGAAAACUAAGUGGUGUAUUUAAAAAAGGUUCUCUUUGCUGAUGUUAUUUGAAGUAAGGUUUUAGGUUUUCAGGCUUCAUUCACAUUUGUUCCUUGCUCAUUAUUAGGGACUAGGAAGUUUUGUGGAGGAGAUUAAACAUUGACGAUUAAUUAAAAUGGUUAGAGAAAGAUUAGUACUCUUCGAUUUUUUGUUUGCCUAAUCCAUCAUUCAUCUUAGUGUUUCGCUACAAGAAAAUCCAAAUUUAUUUCCUCGAUCGAUCGACAAUAGAAUUUAGACAGUUGAAUUUGAGUUUACAAUAAAAAAUCUUGAUGUGUUGGAAUGUUUAUUGGGGAGACUAUGACAUCAAUUUGACGUUUGACUGCUCA